Messenger RNA from Hirsutella rhossiliensis, 984 nucleotides. RefSeq names its product fumarylacetoacetate (FAA) hydrolase family domain-containing protein. The coding region runs from base 1 to 984 and encodes 327 amino acids. Gene Ontology annotation, molecular function: fumarylacetoacetase activity. The transcript is spliced from 3 exons. Gene Ontology annotation, biological process: homogentisate catabolic process; L-tyrosine catabolic process; L-phenylalanine catabolic process. The record is from RefSeq and is a predicted model, not a curated record. NCBI's taxonomy places the organism in Eukaryota, Fungi, Ascomycota, Sordariomycetes, Hypocreales, Ophiocordycipitaceae.
AUGUCGUGGCUUUCCAUCUCGCCGACCUCUGACUUCUCCAUCGCCAAUAUCCCCUUUGGCAUCAUCUCGACAUCGACCGACCCCGUGCCGCGGCCAGCGAUUGCGAUUGGUGACCAUGUGCUGGACCUUAAGGCGUUCGCUUUAGGCGGCGGCUUUGCAAAGUCACCCGAGGCUAAAAGACACUCCAAGGUAUUCGCCGCGGCUACGCUUAACGAGUUUGCCGCGCUCGGCCGCCCCGUCCACAGGGUGGUUCGCGAGUACUUGCAGGGCGUCCUAGGCGCCGAGACGAAGCACCCGGAGCUGCUCAAGGACAAUGCGAGCCUCCGGAAGGCGGCGCUGUUGCCGCGCUCCGAGGUGCACAACCACGUGCCCAUGGCCAUCGGGGACUACACCGACUUCUUCGCCGGGAAGAAUCACGCCUAUAACGCCGGCAUGCUAUUCCGCGGGCCGGCCGAGCCCCUAACCCCAAAUUACCUACACCUACCUGUGGCCUACCACGGACGGGCCAGCAGCGUUGUCGUAUCCGGGACGCCCAUCCGCCGCCCGUGGGGGCAGAUCCUUAAGGACCCUAAGGCAAACCCUAAGAUGCCCGUCCUAACUACGGCCGAGAAGCUGGAUCUUGAGCUAGAGAUAGGCAUGUUUAUCUGCCGCGAGAAUAAAAUGGGCAGUCCGGUUCCCGUGGAUGACGCCGAAUCGCAUGUCUUUGGCUAUGUCCUUAUGAACGACUGGAGUGCUAGAGACCUACAGGCAUGGGAAUCUGCUCCCCUUGGACCCUUUACGGCAAAGAACCUAGGGACAAGCAUUAGUGCCUGGGUCAUACUUGCAGAUGCACUAAAAGAUGCUAAGGGUCCUGGGAUCCGUAAUGAUACCCCUCUUCUUCCCUAUCUUAAGGAGAAGGCCAAGUAUAAUAUCCUUAGCGUUAAGCUUGAAGUCGACGUUAUUACUGCCAAAGCGGUUGUAACCUACGCCCAGGAGACUUGCUAG